Messenger RNA from Coniophora puteana RWD-64-598 SS2, 564 nucleotides. RefSeq lists its product as uncharacterized. The record is from RefSeq and is a predicted model, not a curated record. NCBI's taxonomy places the organism in Eukaryota, Fungi, Basidiomycota, Agaricomycetes, Boletales, Coniophoraceae. The transcript has 2 exons. The coding region runs from base 1 to 564 and encodes 187 amino acids.
AUGGUCAUGCCUGGAGUAAUUUCCGUCACCCUCGAACAGUCCUUGGAACACGAAGUCAGUCAGCAACCAUCAUGGCUUGUGGGCGCCCUGUCCGUCGCUGCUCCCAUUCAGCACCAGCUACUCGUCGACGGCGAGUACCUCGGUACCACCAUUAGGUUCUCGCCCUUGCCUCUGGCUAGUUCCCACGCCUCAACAAAGCUCCGGUCCGUCGUUGAGUGUCACACUGUCACCGUUUCUCGUCUUCAGGCUUUCUGGGCAGGACCAUUCCUCGUUGUCGAUGGCGAUGUCGCUUCCGGUACCCUCAACACCUGUCUCCUUGCUAAGCCCGGUAUGCUCGGUAUUUACAGUACGCCAUCGUUGACGAGAUUGCGCAACGCCCCUCGCCACGUCGCCGCAGUCUCAUCGUUGCCAAAUCCGUCAAGUUCGCAUGCAGCCCUCUUUUCGCGCGCCAUCUUGGCGUUGCGUGGUCUUGGCGACGUUCUCCACGAGUCUUUCUCUUGCACUCCUAUCCUUCAUCUUCGCGCUCUUGUCUCGUUCUACAUCUGCUGGAUAAGCGUACCCUAG